AUGACGCGCGCGUCGACCAACGGCAUGUCGCCCCAAGAGGUGGAAGAGUUUCGUUCCAAGAGUCCGGGAGAACGGCUCGCCGCGGUGAAUGCUGCCUUGCGACCGUCGCACAUCGACUUUACGAACUCAUAUCCUUACCGGCCUUCGACUGCAAAGUCGUCGUCGCCGUCGAAGCAGAAUGGCCACCGUAGCGAGGAGAGCGAUUCCGACGAGGAGGAGGCAGGACUGCAAAUGGCAACUACAAAUGGACGUGGCCCAAACAGAGGUAAGCCUGUUCUCUCGCGGGCCACGAGCGAGUUUGGGGGGAGCCGGCAGCAGCAGCAAGGUGUCAGUGCAAGUGGAAGUUGGGGUGAGGGACGUACGGGCAGUGAGGGACACCGACGGCGCAACGGCGUGGGCGAGGCCAACAUGCGACAUGGCUGGGAAGCGCAGCUGCUCAAUGAGGAGGUCACACGCAAUCUCAGCGAAAACUUCUUCAUGUACUACGAGGACAAGCGACACGACUCUGCAGGAAAUCUUCCGGAACCCGGGGACGAGACGGAGGUGCUGCAAGAAUGGCGAAUGAAGGAUCGCCUUAAGACUGUCUCGGCGUUACUCGCCGUCUGCUUGAACGUUGGCGUUGAUCCUCCGGAUGUUAUCAAGACCAACCCUUGUGCCCGACUGGAGUGCUGGAUCGACCCAGUACCGCCGGAGAGCACCAAUCAAAACUCCAACAACACCAAUGCACAGAUUGGCAAGAACUUACAAUCACAAUACGAGAACCUUUCCCUACGUACAAGGUACAAGGUGAUUCUGGAUCCCACCAUUGAGGAAUUGAAGAAGUACACAAUCCAGCUCAGACGGACUGCCCAUGCGGAACGCCUUCUCUUCCAUUACAACGGACACGGCGUACCCAAGCCUACCUCCAGCGGAGAGGUAUGGUGCUUCAAUCGCAGUUAUACGCAGUACAUCCCGAUCAGUCUCUUUGACAUUCAGGAGUGGGUCGGCGCUCCAGGACUUUGGGUUUGGGAUUGUGGAGGUGCUGGUGGCAUCAUUCAGGGCUUUCUCGAGGCCGCGCAGAAGCACAAUUCGAACCAGGAAGAUGCUUUGGCGCGAGAUCCGAACCGAUCGCAGCAACAACCGGCUAUAAAAUGGAUGGACUGCAUUCAUCUGGCAGCCUGCAGGCACGACCAGGUCUUGCCGACAAAUCCCGACCUUCCAGCUGAUCUUUUCACGGCGUGCCUGACCACGCCGAUAACUAUGGCUGUUCGCUUUUUCAUUCUCCAAAAUCCACUGACGUCCACGUCCGGGGUGAGCCUUGCGCAAGCAAGAAACAUCCCUGGGAAGGUCAGCGAGCGCAGAACGCCACUUGGGGAGCUUAAUUGGAUCUUCACGGCCAUUACUGACACCAUUGCGUGGAACAUGCUCCCCAAACAACUGUUCAAAAAGCUUUUCAGACAAGACCUGAUGGUAGCGGCGCUGUUUCGCAAUUUUCUGCUUGCGCAAAGGGUCAUGCGAAUGUACCAUUGCAAUCCAGUGUCCUACCCAAGCAUCACGGAAACCUUUGAUCAUCCUCUCUGGAAGAGCUGGGAUUUGGCGGUGGAAAUGAUACUAGCGCAGCUUCCCAAGCUAAUUGAGCAGACAAAAGCGAACGAAGCUGCAGCGGAAAACGUUCAGAACGGCCAGCCACAACCCAUUGCCGAGCUCGAAUACCAGCACUCUGACUUCUUCGCUGAUCAGCUUUCGGCCUUUGAAGUGUAUCUGAGCUCCGCACCCAGUAAUCCUGGUGCAGUCGAUUACGCCAAGCCACCUGAGCAACUGCCGAUAGUAUUGCAGGUUCUGCUGUCCCAGGUCCACCGACUGCGUGCUCUGUGUUCACUCUCCAAGUUUCUGGAUCUUGGGCCGUGGGCCGUGAGCCUUGCCCUUAACAUUGGCAUAUUCCCAUAUGUCCUGAAGCUGCUGCAAUCCCAAGCCCAAGAACUGAAAGGUCCCAUGGUCUUCAUCUGGACGCGCAUCUUAGCGGUGGACUCUAGCUGCCAGAACGACCUUCUGAAGGACCACGGCUAUAACUACUUCACCGGCGUUCUCGUUUCUGGCACUGGGAUCCCACUGGGUAGCAUGGCUGAACAUCGCGCCAUGUGCGCUUUCGUCAUCGCCGUGUUUUGUAAAGACAUGAAACCGGCGAAGCUGGCCAUUCUGGAGAGCAGCCCUGAAGUCAUCGAGAACUGCCUUAGCCAUCUCCACGAUAUGGACAACCCACUGUUGAGGCAGUUCAGCUUACUCUGCUUGAGCCACUUGGUCCGGGAUUGUGGUGUUCUCAAGGAAGUGUUCGUUGCGCAGCAUGCUCCGACACGAAUCGUUGAUCGAAGUCACGACCCGGUCCCAGAAGUACGGGUUGCUUGCCUACAUGCAUUGACUAGCUUCAUCUCUGCGCCUGAUUCAGAAGCGUUUGUUCACACCGCCGCGCAAGGUAACCUCAGGCGGCAGGAAGAGCACCUCCUCGCAGUUAUUCAGACCAUGGGUGUCGACGGAUCUAGUCUCGUGCGCAAGGAGCUAACAAUUUUGUACUCUGAAUUCGUUCUCAAGUACAUGCCUCGUUUCCUCUGCGCGGCCUGGGAGCAGCUCUUGGAGGAGCAGGACAAGAAACGGGGAAACGAACAGAAUGCCGACGACUUUGUUGCCAUGCAAUCCAGUGGGACAAACGACCUUCAGACCAUCAAUGGUACUCGCUCAACACACCACCGCAGUGUUUCUGCUUCAGUCUCGCAGGCCUCCAUGCCAAAGAGUAGACCGGAGGUAUCAAGAGGGACUGUAUAUCGCGCUGUGUGGCGACAGUUGAUGAUUCUCUCUGCCGACCCACACCCAGAGAUAGCACGCAACGCCGGGAUCAUUGUCGACAAUGUCCUCAACAACUUGCUCGAAUCUCCUUUGGGCCCACAAGCAGAGGUUGUCCUGGACACUCUGUCGACGCAAAUCCGUGUCGAUGUUACUACAUCAAACAACACCCCCGCCGCGGAGCAUCUCACCCGCCAAAAGUCCCGUGACACCAUUCCGGAGACUCCACCAAGUCCUGCGCCGUCAUCUACGUCAAGACCAGACGGAUACUUUGCACUCUCCCGCACCGCAAGUGUCGCUGCAGCGAUGAAGAAUAUGCUGUGGGGUGGCGGCAAGGCACCCGCUGAGCCUCCAUCUCCCGGAUCACCCACACAUACGCGCAGGGGCUCGUUGUACAGUAACUCAACAAACUACCGCUCACGGCCGCUGACACCCUACGAUGCGGCACUUCUUCCGCCAGAUGCUCUUGACAGCAUCUCGAAUCGCCCUCUCCACCAGGAGAAAGCGCCAGUCCCGCCUACUCCAUUUUUCAAGGAGCGUGACCGAAGGACUCUACCACGACUGCCUCUCAAAUCAGAAUUCUUUGAGUGGGCCGCCUCUCAUUUCCGUGAGCCGCAACUGCGCCCGUCUGAGGCAGAUGAGCCAGGCUCGAAGGAUUACAAUGAGAGGCUGUGGCGUCGUAAUCGCAAUGACAAGAUCAUAGCAUCCACUCAGCCUCUCAAAGAAGCUGCCGGAAGUCAGCCAUGGGACAAGCCUUGCGGAUACUUCGGCAUUGGCGCAGCUCCCGUGAAGAUGGUGUUUCACCAAUUCGAAAACCACCUUGUUACGAGUGAUGACCGAGACAGUAUCGCCGUUUGGGACUGGGCGAAGGUCAAACAGACUUGUCGUUUCAGCAAUAACAAUCCAUAUGGUAGCAGAGUGACCGAGGUGAAGUUCAUCAACGAAGACGAUAUUGCCAUGCUCAUGGUCGGCUCGAGUGAUGGUGUCAUCAAGAUCUACAGAAAUUACAACGAUCAGGACAAGGUYCAGCAAGUCGCAAGCUUCCGCGCGUUGUCGGACCUCGUUCCUAGCGAUAAAGGAGGCUCAGGUCUCGUGUUCGAUUGGCAACAAGGUCAAGGCAAAGCACUAGUCGCAGGAGACGAUCGUGUCGUCCGAGUGUGGCAAGUCGGUACCGAGAUGUCCACCCGCGAUAUCAAUACACGAUCUAGCGCGUGCAUCACAUCUCUCACAUCUGACCAGGUCGAAGGCAAUGUCUUUGUCGCAGGCUUCGGCACUGGUUCCGUCAAGGCGUACGACCAGCGCUGUGAUGAUAAUUCCUGCAUGAUCAAAGCUUGGAACGAGCACAAGUCCUGGGUUGUCGGCGUCCAUCUUCAGCGCGGUGGUUUGCGGGAGCUGAUCUCUGCGGAGAGCAAUGGAUGUGUUCGUCUAUGGGAUCUUCGCUUCUCUGGCGCCGUCGCUUCCCUCGAUCCUCCUGGCAAGCGCGAGACUAGAAGUCUUCGUACUCUGAGCGUUCACGAGCAUGCGCCGGUAUUUGCCACUGGAGGCAAAGAUCACACGAUCCGAACAUACAACACCCAGCUACAGCCUCUCUCCACAUUUGAGCCAUACAUGAGUUACCUGCGGACGGGUCUUACCGGCGCAACCAGGAAUGCACCCAUCACCGCCACGGCAUUUCAUCCCCAUCGUAUGAUGCUGGCUUGUGGCGCUGUCAACGAUGGGCAUGUCAAUUUGUUCAAGUGCGACGUCGAGGCGGAGGGUAAGCCGAUUGUGGAAGAAUGGGGGGUUUAA
Messenger RNA from Ramularia collo-cygni, 4602 nucleotides. RefSeq names its product related to TORC1 growth control complex subunit Kog1. Gene Ontology annotation, cellular component: cytoplasm; TORC1 complex. Gene Ontology annotation, molecular function: protein binding; protein-macromolecule adaptor activity. The record is from RefSeq and is a predicted model, not a curated record. The transcript has a single exon. Lineage: Eukaryota; Fungi; Ascomycota; Dothideomycetes; Mycosphaerellales; Mycosphaerellaceae. Gene Ontology annotation, biological process: positive regulation of cell growth; regulation of autophagy; cellular response to amino acid stimulus. Bases 1 to 4602 code for a protein of 1533 amino acids.